AUGUCUGACUAUAGGUCUGACAUCACUCGCGGGGACCGAUAUCGCUCUGACCUCUUGACCACCACUGGAUUGGAGGGGAACACGGCAGAGUCAUGGCCUUGGAUUGAAGGCAAGGCAAUGACGGCUACUUCUGGAACAGGAAACGCUCCUGCUCCGGACGCUAGUGGGAAUAAUGAGCAUGUUUCAAUCAUCCAGAAGAUGGUUUCCGCCACCUGUGGCAGCGUUUUAACAAAUCUACUAGUGACCCCUCUUGACGUCGUUCGAGUCCGCCUACAAUCCCAAUCUGCGAUUAAGAAUACAUCCCCUUUUAACCACCACACGGCGCAAACGUUGAAGAACAUGCCCCCGAAUUUAGGAGUGACUGCCUGUUGCCGUGAAGUUUUUUGGAUAGGUCAGAAUACUCAGGUGUGUAUGGUUGGGCCCGGCGCAGGAGCUAUUGGAGCUCCUUCGCCUGUUAUCGCGGAUUGUGCCGUGGAGGAAGUUCAGCGGAAAACCUUUACAUCCACACUUGAUGGCCUACGGAAAAUCGCUCGGAAUGAAGGCGUGUGGACUCUUUGGCGUGGACUUAGUCCGACCAUGAUGAUGAGUAUACCGGCAAAUAUCAUCUACUUUGCGGGAUACGAUUGGUUGCGAACCGAUGACAGAAGCCCAUUAAAGAGACUUCUGCCAGAUGCCUAUGUUGCAUUUAUAUCAGGCUCUGUUGCAAGAGUUGCUGCAGCAUCGGCCAUUAGCCCGAUCGAGAUGUUCCGAACCCGUUUACAGGCUACCCCGGGCACCGGCGCAGGGCAUUUCAGGGCCACUCUCGAGGGAUUACACCAUAUGACCAAAACUCAGGGCUAUGGUUCGCUGUGGCGAGGGUUAACGCUCACUAUGUGGCGCGAUGUACCCUUUUCUGGUCUGUACUGGUGGGGAUAUGAGGAAGUAAAAAAGCAUCUCAUUGAGGCACGUCAUAAAGCCCAUGACCGCCUUUUUCCAACUGGACCGCCCUCUGUGGGACACCAACAUGAGGACGACAUGCAUACGCCAACGUUCCUUGAAAGCUUCAUCGCGGGUGCUGCGUCAGGCUCGGUAGCAGCAUUUGUCACAACUCCUUUUGAUGUGGGGAAAACACGCCAGCAAGUUUUUCGACACAUGGGGGAUGAGAAGAGCAGCGUACCGCGGGGCUCUCUGCACCCUGAACAGCUUUCCUUGCCCAGGUUCCUCAUGCAUAUCUUCCGCGAGGAGGGUACGGCCGGGCUCUUUCGAGGCUGGGUAGCACGGUGCUUGAAAGUAGCACCUGCCUGCGCCAUCAUGAUUUCCACAUAUGAAGUGGGUAAGAAGAUGGCAAGGGGCGUCAACGAGAGACGUCAUCCUGUGGAGGAACAUUCGGACUCUGUAUGA
Aspergillus oryzae RIB40 is the source of this 1380-nucleotide messenger RNA. RefSeq names its product putative mitochondrial carrier protein. The record is from RefSeq and is a predicted model, not a curated record. NCBI's taxonomy places the organism in Eukaryota, Fungi, Ascomycota, Eurotiomycetes, Eurotiales, Aspergillaceae. Bases 1 to 1380 code for a protein of 459 amino acids. Gene Ontology annotation, biological process: mitochondrial transmembrane transport. The transcript has 2 exons.